AUGUUACUCGAAUCAACUCAUAUAAAUAUACUUUUAUCAUUUAUACGUUCGAUAUCAAAAUCGAAUGAUCCUGAUCAAUUAUUAUCCUAUAAUAAACGUGCAUCUAUUUUACUUAAUUCAUUAUUAAAACAAGUGCGUGAUCGUAUACUAUCAAAUCAUACACUUACAAUUGAUCAACGUUUAGAAAAUAUUAUAAUAUCAUUAGCUUAUCUAGCUGUUGAACUUACAGAUAGAUGCGAUAUUCGAGCAGAAAUUGUACAAGUUUUAAUUGAUUUUUAUCAAAAAAUACCUACAGCUAAAUAUUAUGAAAUAGCUUCAUUUGAUUAUAAACAUACUUUACCACCAGCUGAAGUAUUCGGUUUUUGUAUUCAUACAGCUUUAACUGAAUUAGCAUCAACAUCAGACGAUUUAAAAAUAAGAGAUAAAAUAAUGUCUCUUGUCGCUGAUAUUAUUCGACGAAUAGUUGAAAGUUUACGUAAAGCAGCAUAUGAACAUUCAAAAGAGAGGUAUCAAUCAAUUUAUCGAUUUGAAGUACCAUUUUUAUUUGGAACUCUUCGAUCAAUUGGACGAAUAUCAAUAACAGAUCAAAGUUUAAUAUCACAAUUAUUUCCAAUAAAUUUUAUUCCUUCUACACAAUCAAUUUAUAUUGAACAUACAGAAUCAAUAAAUACAUCAACAUCAAAUAUAAAAACUUCAACAAUAGCAUUUCGUCCAAUAAUUCCAAAAGUUUUAACAAAAAAUGUUUUAUCAUUAACAAGCGAAAAUUUACAACAUAUUGUAAAUUCUAAUACAAAUGUAAUUUUAUCAACUAAUGAUCAACAAGAUUAUUCGACUGGUUAUAAUCAUCUUACAUCAACAUAUCGAUCACUUUCUUCGGUAGAUAGUAAUGAUCUACCAACGUUUGAUGAUGAUAUUCCAGCAAAUUGUUUAUUCUUUUCUGUCAGUGGUUCAACUUAUCGUCGUCAAAUAAAUUCUUCAACUUAUAUGAAUUCAGAUCGAUUUCGUGUUUGUCUUACUGUACCUAUAUUAGAACAUUUACAUGAAACUUUAAAAUUAAUUGAUAAUCGUGUUGUUAAAUAUUUGGAUAAAGUAGCUAUUAUUGAAUAUGAUUCUAUAAAUCGAAUAAAUAUGUCUACAUCAAGUUCAAAACUUCCAGCACGUCAUUUUCCUUACACAUAUUUUGGUGAUAUACUUAUUUUAUGUAUUAUUAAAUUAUUUCGUGAUAAUCUUGAAUUACUUGCAAGAUUUAAUGAGCGAAGAAAAAAUCAUCGUUUUGAACGAUUAGCAUCAAUAACAAAAUCAACUUAUUUAUUUGUACAACAAUUAAUAGCAUUAAAAUUACUUGAUUUAGAUAAUGAUGAAUAUGAAAAAAAUUCACAUCGUUAUCGAACACGUGUUGAUGCAAAUGCAGCAGCACUUGAAUUACUUUGUUUAUCAUGUGAUGAUGAAAUAGAAGCGGAAAAAUUAUGUACAAAAUGUGCAGAAAAAUUCAGUCAAGAAUCACUAAGUAUCAAAUUAUUGGCAGCACAAAUACCAUUAUUAGUAACAUCAUUAGAGGUUUUAAGUCGAUUAGCAGAAAAACAUAAAUCAUUAGCAAUAUAUACAAUUCGUGCAUUAUGUGAUUUUUUAACUGAACCAUCACCAGUACUUUAUAAAUUAUAUCGACAUACAAGUUUAAAAAUUGAUGCACAAGAACGUGGAUUUUUUUUUAAUGAACAAGCUAAAUCUUCGAAAGAAUAUCGAGCAUUUCAAAUAUUUGAAAAAUUACGUGAUGCUGCAAUCGAAGGACUUUGCAAAUCAUUAUGUAUUCGUUUGGAUUCUGAUCCGAAAUGUGUUGAAGCAUUACUUGUACAACUUUCAGCAAAACUUGCAUCUGGACAUGUUAAUGAUAAGGACGUUUUCAGUUCACAUUGGGCGUUUAACAUUGUGUUACUCGAUGCAGCUGUUCCCAAACGCCGUUCAUCAAUACGAAACGGUAUUAACAAAGGAAAAUAUGAAAGUUUAUUACAAACAUCUUUAGUAUGUCAUAAUACAAUACUUACAUUGGGUCAUAUGGCAAUAACAUUAAAAGAUGUUCAGCAUACACAACAAUCAAUUUUAGCUCGAUUUCAACAACGUCUUGGUGAUCCACCAUCACCAUUAGAUAUUCUUAUUAUAAAUCAAAUUGGUUGUAUGCUUAUUUCAAGUCUUAAUAAUUCAUCAAAUUUAGCAAUAAAACAAUUUUAUAUUUCAUCAUUAAAUUCAUUUUUAAUAAAACCUUCACGUCGUAUACCAUUUCUAAUUAAUAAAUUUAAAUUACCAUUUAUAAAAUUAACUCAAACACCAGUUGAAUUUAUAUUUGAUCGAACAACAAUAUUAAAAAGAAAAGAUAGAAAAAAUCUUAAAAAAGUUUUUAAUCAUAUUUCUUGUCUAUCUAAUGGGCCACAGACAACUUAUGAAGAAAUUCUUGGACUUUUUACUGAAAUAAUUAUCGAUUCGACUUAUUCGACAUAUGAUAAUGCGAAUACAAAUAUAACAGGUCGACGUACGACUAAAUAUAAACAAGCAUCAAAUGCUGUUAUUAAUGCAUUAGCUAAUGUAGCUGCUAAUAUUCAAGGUUCAUUAGAAUUAAUGAAUUUAUUAACAAGUAUUCUUGAAUUAUUUGUUCAACUUGGUUUAAGAGCAAAAGAUGCAAGUGAAAAAUCAACAAAAAAUGCUCUUAAAGCAUCAAAUACUGCUGGUAGUCUUGGUGUAUUAAUACCUGUUAUAGCUCUUGUUAUGCGUCGUAUAUCAGUUAUUGUUGAACCAUCCGAACGUGUAUUUCGUUUAUUUCAACAUUUUUGGUUUUAUUGUGUUCUUUUUGGUUUUGCUGAUUCGGAACGUGGUUUAUGGCCAUCGGAAUGGCAUGAUUGUGUUCGAUUAAUUGCUACAAAAUCUCCAACAUUAGUAGCUCAAGCUGGUCCAUAUGUACCAUUAAAAUCUGCUAUGCCAUUAAAACCUGAACAAAUAGCUAAAGAAGAUAAUAAUGAAUUAAAAUCACAAUUAAAUAAUAUUUUUUCUGCAUUUCCAACAGCUAAACCAUAUAUUGAUAGAUUUGGUUUUGAACAAAGUGCAUAUACACUUUCCGUGUAUUAUCUUGAAACAUUCAGAGUUCGUCAUUCACUUGUACCAUCAGCAUUUCAAUGUAUAUUUUCAUAUCUUGAAGAUCCAGGUUUAUUAAAAGAUAAAUAUGGUUUAUGGACAUUAAUGACAGCUGUUGGAAGAAAAAGUUUUGCAAUUUAUGUUGAUGAAAUGAAAAAAAUGCCAAAAAGUCCUGAACGAAAUAAAAAUCUUGAAGUUCAAUGCCAAUUUUUUAUGGUUAAACGAACACAUGUUCGAGCUGAAGUACGCGAAGAAGCUAAACUUUAUCUUUAUUCAUUAUUAUCAAAAAAUGCAUUUCCACAUUUAUUCUGUAAUUCAGUUGUUAUUGAAACAUUAAUGAAUAUUAUUAAUAUAUUAUCUUAUUCAUUAAAUGAAGAUAAUUUACAUAAAGUAACUGCACAUCAUCGUGUACCAAAUACAAAUUAUACAAUACAAUUUGCUGAUACACAUGAAAAACGAUUGGAACUUUCUAAUGCAUUUGUGGAUUUUGGUCGAACAUUUAUUGAACAAGCAUUAAUGAUGUCACCAACAUUACUUAAAUCAUGUAUUCAACAAUAUAUGCUUAAACUUGAACAAGGAAAAAAGAUUUCAAAUGCAGCUAGACAACAUAAAGGUUUACAUGUUAUGUGGGAAUAUUUAAGUACUUAUUCAAAAACAGCUGAUGCAAAUGCAACAACUGGAGGAAAUAAAUUAUAUUAUCGAACAGAUUUUGCUGAUUAUAUGGUAUCAUUAGGUGAACGAUGUGCAGCAGUUGGUUUUGUUGAAGGACUUGAUCGUAGUGAUUAUCGAACAGCAAUAUUACAAGUAAAAGGACAAAUGGAAACUGCUAUUUAUAAUCGAUUGAGUUCACUUGAUAAAUAUAAAUCAUUACAACAACGUCGUCGUCGAAUGUCAACUGUAGCACCUAUUAGUGAUAAAGGCAUUGCACUUGAUUUUGAAGAACGAAUUGCAAUUUUCGAUAGUGAUUUUCGAAAUGGACUUUUCAAAUUAACAGCAAUGUUAAUUCAUUAUGUUGAUGAUUCAGAAGACAAUGAACAUGAACUACGUUUUACAGCAAUUGGUAGUACACCUAAUGGAAUCAAUACACAAAAAGAAAAUGCACUUGAUCGAGAUAUGGUUCAUGCAAUGACAUGGCUUCCAAUAAAAAUGUUUACAACAUCAGUAAUGGAAGGAGCAGUUGAUUGUUGGUGUUGGGCAAUAAUAGGUCGACCUGAACUUGAAUUAUUAAUUGUUGAAGAAAUUUAUAAAGUUUGGGAAAAAAUAAUAAGUGAUCGACAUGGUCUUUAUUCAAUUGAUAAACCAGAACCAUCACCACUUGCACCAUCAGAAAAAGAAGAAUUAAAACCUAAACCACCAUCUGUAAAUCCACAUCGAAUAUUUUUAAAAUUUAUUGAAGAACGUAUAUUUUUAUGUAUGCAUAAAGCUGAUAUUGAAAUGGAAAUGCUUGUUGAUUUAUUACAUAAAUCACUUUCAUUAAUAUUAGAAAAUUCAAAAGCACCAAUGACAAAACAUGUUGGUGCUGUUGGUCUUCGAUUUCGUUUUUUAUAUUUAGCUUUAUAUCUUGUACAAAGUGAUUAUUUAUCUGAUGGUGUUAGUAAAUUUUUACUUCGAGAAAAAAUUUAUCAUACAGCAUUUGAUUAUUUUACUGUUCAUCAUCAUUGUCCAACUCAAACACAUAAUGAAUUAAGAAAUGAUAUUCGAACAUUAAUUCGAUUUUUUUCAUUAGUUCAUGGUGAAAAGAAAUUUUGUAAUGAUUCACCGAUAACAAUUAAUGGUAGUAGUUCAAUACCGAAUGGUAUUAAUAAUGAAACAAUUGAUGCUGCAUCAUUAUAUGGUACAACAAAAAGUGGAACAACAUCUGGAUGGAUUAAUGCAUUAGCUGGUAGUAGUGCUGGAGUUGUACAAGGUGUUGGUGGACAAUCAACAUUAAGUCGAAAGUCUGGUACAUCAGCAAAAAAUACUGAUAGAAGUAAUGAUGCACAAAUAUUAUCUCGAGAUUUACUUAAAAAACGUAAUCUUCUUUUAACAUUACUUGCUUAUGAAAUUGAACGUUUAGAAACAUUUCAUAAUCCAUUAGGACGUCCAGAACUUCAAUUUGAUCAAGAUACACAAACAACAUAUACAAAUUGGAAAUUAUAUGAUAUGAAUGGAAUUACUAAUAAAGCUUGGCAAGAAUAUGGACGUUUAGCUUGGUUUAUUUCACCUGAUUUAGCUAUUAGUCUUUAUUAUACUGUUCCAAAAGAAUCUUUACGUCUUGAAAUUCAACGUCUAGUUAGAUCAUAUCCUUUGCAAGUUCGUCAUAUACCAGAAGCACUAAGUAUAUUUACAUUAACCUCAGAUAAUGAUCGACAAUGUGAAACAUCUCAUAUAUUAACUUGGGCUCCAAUUAAUCCUGUUGCUGCACUAUCUUAUUUUGCUAGUGCACGUCUUAAUCAAGUUGCAAAUUCUUAUACAAUUCAAUUUGCUUCACGAAUGUUAUAUACAACAAAAUCUGAAGCACUUAUUUUAUAUAUUCCUCAAUUAGUACAAGCUGUUCGUUAUGAUGAAAUGGGUUUUGUACGUUGUUUAAUAUUAGCAUUAUCGAAAAAAUCAAAUUUAUUAGCACAUCAACUUAUAUGGAAUAUUCGAACAAAUACAUAUAAAAAUGAAGAUACACCUGAUCAGGAAAUGCAAGCUAAAUUAGAACCAAUAGCUCGACAAAUUGAAAUUGAUUUUACACAUGAUGCAAGAAAUUUUUAUGAACGUGUUUUUGCUUUUUCCAAUCGACUUACUAAAGUAUCUGAUACAAUUAAAAGUUAUCCAAAAGGAAAUUCACGUAAAGAAGCUUGUCUACAAGAAUUACGAACAAUUGGUAGUGAAGUACCACCUGGUGUUUAUCUACCAUCAAAUCCUGAAGCAAUUGUUAUUUCUUUAAUACCAGAAAGUGGAGCACCAAUGCAAAGCGCGGCUAAAGCACCAUAUCGUGCAACAUUUCGUGUUCAAACUGUUGGUAUUGAACAAGUUGAACGUUGUGCUGAUCCUGAUUAUGAAUUAAUGCAAGAUUUUAGUAAUCAAUAUUCUCAAAUGGCUAUUUUUAAAGUUGGCGAUGAUGUUCGACAGGAUAUUUUGGCUUUACAAUUAAUGCGUCUUUUUCAAAAUAUAUUUGAACAAGAAGGUUUAGAAUUAUAUUUAUAUACAUAUCGUGUUAUUGCUACAAGUCCUGGUUGUGGUGUUAUUGAAUGUGUACCAAAUUCUCGUUCACGUGAAGAUAUUGGUAGAAAUACAGAAGUUGGUUUAUUUGAAUAUUUUCGACAUGUUUACGGAAAAGAUGAUUCAAUUAAAUUUCAAAAAGCACGUCGAAAUUUUGUUAUGAGUAUGGCAGCAUACUCAAUAGCACUUUUUAUGCUUCAAAUAAAAGAUCGUCAUAAUGGAAAUAUUAUGAUUGAUGAUGAAGGACAUAUUGUUCAUAUUGAUUUUGGUUUUAUGUUUGAAUCAUCACCUGGUGGUAAUAUGCGCUUUGAGCCAGAUAUUAAAUUAACUGCAGAAAUGAUUCUUAUUAUGGGUGAUCUUACUGCUCCAGCUUUUCAAUGGUUUAAAGAAUUAUGUAUUAAAGGUUAUUUAGCUUUAAGACCAUAUCGUCAUCAUUUUAUAACUCUUGUUGCAUUAAUGCUUGAUACUGGUUUACCAUGUUUUCGUGGUCAUACAUUAGAACAAUUAAAUGCUCGUUUAAAACCUGAUACAAGUGAAGCUGAUGCAGCUCGUUAUAUGCAUGAAGUAAUCAAUCGAUGUGCACAUAGUUUAAGAACACGUCUAUAUGAUUAUAUUCAAUAUCAACAAAAUUCAAUACCUUAUUAA
Messenger RNA from Rotaria sordida, 6954 nucleotides. Lineage: Eukaryota; Metazoa; Rotifera; Eurotatoria; Philodinida; Philodinidae. The record is from the annotation of a GenBank genome assembly.